This is a messenger RNA of Trichoderma citrinoviride, 1230 nucleotides long. RefSeq lists its product as hypothetical. The coding region runs from base 1 to 1230 and encodes 409 amino acids. Gene Ontology annotation, biological process: mitochondrion organization; phospholipid transport. Gene Ontology annotation, molecular function: lipid binding. The record is from RefSeq and is a predicted model, not a curated record. The transcript has 2 exons. NCBI's taxonomy places the organism in Eukaryota, Fungi, Ascomycota, Sordariomycetes, Hypocreales, Hypocreaceae. Gene Ontology annotation, cellular component: endoplasmic reticulum; ERMES complex.
AUGGCGGAUUCUUGCCCAGCGCGGCAUGAACCAACGCUCUCAUUCACCCAAGGGCUCAUAGUAGGCCAGCUCUCCGUUGUCCUCAUCCUAGCCGCCUUUAUCAAAUUCUUCAUCUUCGGCGAGGCCCCGUCGCCCGACGUCGCCGCCUCCCUCCGGGCCACGGAGCGAAGAUCACGCACCCUCGCCCACAAGCAGUCGCUGCUGCGCCUCCGCUCCCCCAGCCAGCGCGUCGGCGGCGGCGGCGGCGGCGGCGGCAGCCAUCAGCCGCUCAACCGCAAAAAGUCCACCGUCCUGCGCAGCCCGCCGACGCUCACCAUCGGCUCCAUCCUCAGCAAGACGUACUACAACGUCGACAGCCACCAGCCCGAGAGCCUCGACUGGUUCAACGUGCUCAUCGCGCAGACCAUUGCCCAGUUCCGCAGCGACGCCCAGCACGACGACGCCAUCCUCAACUCCCUCACCAAGACGCUCAACGGCUCCUCGCGGCCCGACUUUGUCGACGAGAUCCGCGUCACCGAGCUCAGCCUCGGCGAGGAGUUCCCCAUCCUCAGCAACUGCCGCAUCAUCCCCGUCGACGAGGACGGCAUCAGCCUGGGCAGCCAUGUCAAGUUUGAUCCCGCCACGGCCGCCCGCGACGGCACUCGCCUCCAGGCACGCAUGGACGUCGACCUCAGCGACAUGCUCACCCUGGCAGUGGAGACGAAGCUCCUCCUCAACUAUCCCAAGAAGCUGUCCGCGGUCCUCCCGGUGGCAUUGUCCGUCUCGGUGGUGAGGUUCAGCGGCACGCUGUCCAUCUCCUUCAUCCCGAGCAAUCCUUCUCAGUCCACCCCGACCAUGAUGGCGUUCAACUUCCUCGACGACUAUCGGCUGGACUUUUCUAUCAGGAGCUUGCUCGGCAGCCGCUCACGCUUACAAGACGUGCCCAAGAUCGCACAGCUGAUUGAGUCGCGGCUGCACAGAUGGUUUGACGAGCGGGCGGUGGAGCCACGAUUCCAGCAGAUUGCGCUGCCAAGCCUGUGGCCCAGGAAAAAGAACACUAGAGGCCCAGACGAUGCCAUGGCAGACGGUGGUACAAAUUCUUCUGGCCUUUCAAAGGGCAAGGAGAGAGAUCCUUCAGUUGGGGCCGAUAGCCGGGAACAGGCUACUCUACGGCACCGUCGACCAUUGGGCGACGACGAGUACACCAAAGAAGGGACUCUCCGCAGCCUUAGCAGGGAUACGAGGAUCUAG